AGUGAAAAAUGGUGAAAAAUAUAUUUUGGAAAAUGUCUGUCUCUCAGCUGUUUGAAAAUAUAAAUUAAAAUGAUGCUAAAUGAUUCCGUUUAACUCGCAUCUAAAUUGAUCGAAAUAAAUACUGAAAAAUAAACGAACAAGUGCGUCGUUCCGAUUGAAACGAUUCCGAAGCGUUUGUAACUUCCAUUGUUUACUCGGGAAAUUGCUUGAAAUUUUUUUGAUUUGUCGACAAAAUAAUAAAUUGAGAACGCAGAAAAAAAAGUGCCAACGAAAAAUAAAAACACGAAAUUUAAAACAGUUUCAACAGUGCAUUAAUGAAUGGACGAAUUACAGUUUUUUCUUCAGUUAAACUUUAAACGAAUUUCGCCAAAUGAAAAUAUUGUUCUCGGUGCAUGCAAAGCUUCUUUUUUAAAAUAAAUAUUCUCUGAAGUAAUUAGUAUCGCGAAUUCGAUUAACAAGAUUGAUCGCAAUUUAUUCGAAAAUUAACGUCGAAAAGUUAAUUCAACAAGAAAAUUUUAUUUAUUGUUGGUGCUAAACCGACCCGUGCUGCUGGGUAAUCCGAUGAGAUCCAAAACGGACAACAAAUGUUUUUCGACAACAAUUUUCAACAGACAGAUUCAAUUCGAAUGGAUGGCAUGCUCUAUGGCGGCUUGCCAUCGGAGAGCAAACUUGCCACAUACCUGAACCGACCGAAUGUAACAACUCCGACAUACGGUUUGACAACUGGGUUAUCCAAAAUUUCAAUCGAUUCGCCCAUAUCAAACAAAAAAGUUCAGGUAACUCCUCAAUCGCCAGAAUUUAUUCCGUCGAGAGUAAAUUCAUCUCCAAACUUUUAUUCGCCGUAUUCUGUGAUCAGUGGGGGAUUAACGCCACUUAAACAAAAUAAUGUAACGCCCAUAUUGGGUGGUAAUAAUUAUUCCACAACUCCUAACAAAGGAAGAAAUCUACUGAGAGGCGAUUCACCUCUCAGUAGUGGUGAUUCUCCAAAACAAACUCCACAAUCAUCACCUCCUCCGCCGACUGGUGGUGUGGCUACUGGAAUACAUCAGGAAAAUGUUGGCGGUACCACAUAUUUUUAUCCCACCUCAGCCAAUCACACAACCAAUCAGGUAGCAUCAACGGUUGGUUCGGAACAAGCACUUACAUCACACAGUAAUUCACAAAGCCUUAACUACCCGCAUCCAGGUCAUGUGUAUCCAGGACCGGCUUCCAAUGUUAUAGGGAUGCAACCUCGAACACAAUUGUCUUCGGCAUUUUUCAUUCCAGAUGAAAUGCGUAACGACAUUUUGGGGAGAAAUGAAACUGCAAACCUUGUUGAUACAAAUCCAAACUCAGAUCUCGAAGAAAUCGAUAACUAUCAUUCACUGUAUCCUCUCGAAACACCACCGUCAGGUCAUGGAAAGCUUACUCUAUCACAGACCUACAAAGCUACGCACAAUACGACUGGCAUAAAAUAUUGUUUGCGUAGGAUACAUGGUUUCCGAUUGCAAUCAAAGAAGUGUUUGACCGUUGUUGAUCAAUGGAAACGACUGCAGCACUCCAAUGUAGUACAACUGAAAGAAGUUUUUACGACAAAAUGUUUUGGCGAUCAAUCCGCCCUAGUAUUAGUUUACGAUUAUCAUCCCGGCUCGCAGACGCUAUUAUCGAAAUAUUUUACGCCACCGAACGAAACGAACGGCUACACCGAUCCAUUCCAAGGAGAUGCUCGACCAUUUAGUCACAAAUCCAAUCUACAAAGAAUACCGAACGGACCAUUGCUACAAGAAACGGAGAUAUGGGCCAUUAUUAUGCAACUGACCGCUGGCCUUCGUGCAAUACAUCAAGCCGGUCUGGCUUGUCGCACACUCGAUCCGACAAAAAUUAUUGUAACCGGAAAACGUGUCCGCUUCAGUUUCCUGGGUAUCUCGGAUAUCGCAUACUUUGAUCCGAACCAAACGAACCAAAUGAGUGCUAUAUCCAACUACCAACAGGAGGAUCUAACAUCACUUGGCAAAUUGGUUCUAGCAUUGGCCUGUCGAUGCUAUAAAUCCGUUCACGAAGAAAAAAUCCAAUCCAGCAUACAAUAUGUAACGCGAAAUUAUUCGUCCGAUUUGAAGAAUUUGAUUUUAUAUCUUUUAACGAUCACAUCGACGAGACGUUGUGUCACCGAUUUGAUGCCAAUGAUCGGCGCCCGAUUCUACACUCAAUUGGAUGCUUUGCAAACACAGUGCGACAAACAGGAAGACGAAUUGGCUAAAGAACUGGAAAAUGGUCGACUCUAUCGAAUGCUGGUGAAAUUAGGCUGUAUUAACGAAAGACCUGAAUUAAGUUUAGACGCCACCUGGUCUGAGACAGGCGAUCGCUACAUGCUCAAAUUAUUUAGAGACUAUCUGUUCCAUAUGAUCACCGAAGAUGGAAGACCUUGGCUGGAUCACGCACAUAUUUUGCAAUGUUUGAAUAAACUUGACGCUGGUACAGCAGAAAAGGUCAACUUAAUGUCCAGAGACGAACAGUCCGUUUUAGUUGUUACUUAUGCCGAAUUAAAGCAUUGCUUGGAGCAGUCGUUUGCCGAGCUGACCUCAAGCGUAUAAAAGUUAUUAAAAUUUCCGCGGUGUAUUAUUAUUGACUUAAUCUGUUUCCACAGAUGUUGUGAAGGUUUUAUCGAGAAAAGCAAGAAAAAACACACCGUUUUAUUAGCAAUUAGUUACUUUUAGUGGAAAUGAAUUCAGAUAAAAUGAAGAAGAAAAAAAUGGAAACAAUGAAUGUGGUUGACUUGAUGAGACAUUACGCACGUGGUUAUUUUUUUUAUGAUGACUAAAUUAAACGAAAAAUAAAGCAACACGAAAGGAUAAACAAAAAAAAGAGAUGAAGAUACAAUUACGAUUUGAAAUGAAAAUGGAUCGGAUAAUGAUGUCAUUAGGACAUAUCCUGUGAAUUCACUGAAGUAUAAUUUCAAUUUUUGUGAUUUUUUUAUUUUAACAAGAAAAAAAUUUAAUUUCUUUUGGAAUGCUUCAUUCAUGAAUAAUGUCGUAAUAAGUGAAAGAUUGUGUUUUGAAAUUCUUUGUGAUUGAUUACGGUAGAAAUAUUGUCGUUUCUUAUACAUUUUUUUUUAAACAAAAAAAUAUUUUUUAGUAGAUUAUGAUUGUCGCCACAGUAUAAAAAGAUUUCUCAUUAGAAUUUAGUGGUACUAAGAAAUAAGCGCAUCUAAAUUUUUUUUAAAUGAUUGUAUGGCGAUAUAUGCAUGUCAACCAACAAAAACAAUAAUUUUUUUUGCAUUUUUUUAUCAAUAAUAUGAAAUAUAGUUAUGAAAAGCUGCGAUGGAUUUAAUUUUCCUCUUUUGUUUUAUUGUUCUUUACUUGAAAACGAAGCUCUUUUUUGAUUUUGAAGAAAUUUGUAGAUUUUUCGAGUGUCUUAAUCUAAGGCCUAAAAACAUCGUCCCUAUCAAUGCAACUGAAGAAAUGUGUUUCGUUUCCGCCGAUACCGACGUACCGUCGAUUUUUCAAAAAUAUGUUUGUGGAGAAGCAGCUUUUCUUCAAUUUUUCUUUGUUUAUAAUUUUUACUUUAGUAGUGUAAAUAAGGAUAAAAAUUGUGAUUUAGAAACUAAAAUUUAAAACAAAAAGAAAAUUCCAUGUUUCGUAACCAGUCAAAAGUUUCGUUAAAUAAAAAUCACCGAAAAAUCGACAUUAAAACCAUUUGCAGACAGAUAACAUCUCUCCGAAAGAGAUGUUCCGGGUGAAAGACUCAAAAGUUCGAAAAACAACUGAUUGCAUCUGAUUAAGAGAAUUCAAGAGAUUGCUUUGAGGUCUGCAAAUGAUGAAUAGGAAAAUAAAACUCUGAAUGAUAUCAGAAUCGGAAAGGUUUUGGUUUGUUUUGAAUAAUUAGAGUAGAAGUUUACAAGAUGCACAGCGCGUGCGUGUAUAAGCUUCAAACGUAUAAACAGUUUUGUUUGCUUGUGUGGAUCAGUUGAAACGAGUUCAUGCUGAAAUUUCUGUCUCUGACUGUACUUCAUUUGUAGAAAGCAUCUCUCACUUAAAAAUAUUAAUCAUCCAUCUCUCAUCAUGAGAAAACUCUGGCCAGAGCACAUUGCUUACUCUUGAUUUGCAUAUCAAAUCAAUGUAAAGUUAACAAAAAUUGCUUUUGUUUGCAGCUCUUUUCACAUUGUAAAAUGUGAAACCUGCAUUUGCUACCAAUUUUCUUUGGUUGAUUCAUUUCAAAAGAGAAAGCUUAGCAGCAAAUGUAAGUUUGACAUUAUAUGACGAUACGAAAAGUGCUGAAAACAGAAGCAAUUUUUCAUUUUCAUUUUUCAAUAACAUGCCACAUUUUGACGUGCUUAAAACGGCUACCUAACUGAUCAACUUUUUUUUAUAUGAGUUUAUAGGAACUUGUGGAUGAAAAAGAUUUCUCAUCCCAAGGUCUCACUUCAAUUCUAUGAUUUCGAGUACUAUCAAAUCGUUUGUUUAAUUAUCCUUAUUUGAUUAAACUGUAAUGCAUCCAAAACGUUAAGCUGCACAGAAGAUAUCAUUCAGAGAAUUUAAAUGAAAAAUGUUUUGAACCAAGAAGCACAAAUUUUUGUUGUACUAAUUAAGUUAAUGGAAAAGAGAACAUUUUACAAAGAAAAAAGACAUUUUUUAGUAUAUUACAACAUGCAACGAUGAUUGUCUGAUAUAGGAAACCCAUUAUGGAUGUGUGAUGAAUGACGAAAUAAUUUAAUUUUUCUUUUCUUUUAAUUUUAUCUUAAUUGUGACAAUGUGAAUGAAUAUUUAAGUAUAAAACUAGUACUGAAACGACAAGGAAAAAGUAAUUAAAAUCUAAAAUUGAUUUAAGAUGCGAUACGUACAAUUUAUAGUAUUUUCUAAAAUGGGCAGCUUUCGACGUAAGAGAAAAAAAAACGAAAAUAAAACAACAAAGGAAAAGUUUGAAGAAUUUUUUUUUGGUUACAUUUAGAGUUGAAUUGAUGUUGAAAAAUUAAUAAAUUAAUUGAUUAAAAGAAGAAGAAAGAACAAAAUAAUCAUCCUACAAAGAAUAUAAAAUUAGCAUUUUUUUGAUGGAGUUAGUUGUGUCUAUUUCUUAACUUUACUUUCGUUUUUUUUUAGUAGGAAAACUCUUUUCUUCUGUGAUUUUAUGUUUAAUUUCGCAGCUUUUUCUUUCUUCGAAGAAGA
This is a messenger RNA of Bradysia coprophila, 5138 nucleotides long. It is a transcript of the gene PAN3, whose product is annotated as Poly(A) specific ribonuclease subunit PAN3. NCBI's taxonomy places the organism in Eukaryota, Metazoa, Arthropoda, Insecta, Diptera, Sciaridae. The record is from RefSeq and is a predicted model, not a curated record. Gene Ontology annotation, biological process: mRNA processing; nuclear-transcribed mRNA poly(A) tail shortening; protein phosphorylation. Gene Ontology annotation, molecular function: poly(A) binding; protein kinase activity; ATP binding. Gene Ontology annotation, cellular component: PAN complex; P-body.